Molecule: messenger RNA, 1537 nt
Organism: Eutrema salsugineum
Lineage: Eukaryota; Viridiplantae; Streptophyta; Magnoliopsida; Brassicales; Brassicaceae
Product: cytochrome P450 76C3
Exons: 4
Coding region: 11-1537 (508 amino acids)
Molecular function (GO): monooxygenase activity; heme binding; iron ion binding
Source: RefSeq, a predicted model, not a curated record
AAUUCCGACCAUGACUCUGGUCCUCUGUUUUCUCUUAACGUUCUUCUUUUUCUUCCUCUCCACCGCAAAAACGCGGAGGAGAACAGGCAGCGUCCGAGGCUCACUUCCGCCGGGUCCUCCGGGACUCCCAUUAGUCGGAAACAUAUUCCAACUCGGCUUUAAUCCUCACCGUUCACUUGCUGUCUUUUCGAAAACUUAUGGUCCUAUAAUGAGUUUGAAGCUUGGAAGGUUAAACGCAGUGGUUAUAUCAUCACCAGAAGCAGCUAAAGAAGCACUUAAAACACACGACCAUGACUUGUCCGCUCGAACCUUCAACGACCCGAUUCGAGCCUUUGAUCACCAUAAACAUUCCGUUGUUUGGAUUCUUCCGUCCGCUCUUCUGUUUGUAUACAUGUUCAGGUUUCUGAGGAAAACAAUAGUGAAAAAUUUGUUAUCGCCGCAGAAACUAGACGCUGUUCAAGCUAUAAGGACGAAAAAAGUGGAGGAACUUGUGAGCUUAGUAAACAAAUAUUGCGAGAGAGGAGAAGCUAUUGACAUGGCUCGUGCUUCCUUCGUCACAGCUUUCAACAUCAUCUCAAAUGCUCUGUUUUCUGUAGAUUUGGCCACGUAUGACUCUAACUCGUCCUCUUGCGAAUUCCACGACACGGUGGUUCACCUGAUGGAGAUCUCCGGGAAACCCAACGCAGGAGACUAUUUCCGGUUUCUGAGGUUUCUUGAUUUGCAAGGUAGCCGAAAAGAGGCGGCGCUUUGCAUAGAGACGUUAUUUAGGGUUUUCCAAGAAUUUAUCGAUGCUCGGAUGGUGGCCAAAAGAUUUUCUCAAACAGAGGCUUCGAGUAUCGAUAUGUUAGAUUCCCUUCUGGAUCUUACACAGCAAAACGAAGAAGAAUUCAGCAUGAAUGAUAUGAAACACUUGCUUCUCGACUUGUUUGUUGCGGGGACGGAUACAAACUCGAGUACAAUGGAGUGGGCGAUGACGGAGUUAAUCCGUAACCCGGAGAAGAUGGUCAAAGCUCAGAGUGAGAUACGGCAAGUGAUUGGUGAAAACGGUGCCGUUCAAGAAUCUGAUAUCCCGAGGCUCCCUUACUUGCAGGCAAUUGUGAAAGAGACUCUUCGUUUGCAUCCUCCAGCUCCUUUGAUCCCUCGAAAAUCAGAAUCCGAUGUCCAAAUCUUCGGUUUUCUCGUUCCUAAACACACUCAGGUUUUCGUGAACGUGUGGGCGAUGGGAAGAGACUCGAGCGUGUGGGAGAAUCCAAUGACGUUCGAGCCAGAGAGGUUCUUGGUACGAGAAAUCGAUGUAAAAGGCAAAGAUUUCAAGCUGAUACCAUUUGGAUCAGGCAGAAGGAUGUGUCCUGGAAUCUCGAUGGCUCUUAAGACAAUGUGUAUGGUGCUUGCCUCUCUCCUCUAUUGCUUUGACUGGAAACUUCAAAACGGCGUCGUCCCUCAAAACAUGGACAUGAGCGAGGUCUUCGGUCUUACCUUACACAAGGCAAAAUCUUUAUAUGUCGUCCCAAUCAGAAAACCUACAAUAUCGUCUUAA